Scheffersomyces amazonensis is the source of this 1289-nucleotide messenger RNA. It is a transcript of the gene ABP140, whose product is annotated as Abp140p. The record is from RefSeq and is a predicted model, not a curated record. Gene Ontology annotation, molecular function: tRNA (cytidine-N3)-methyltransferase activity. NCBI's taxonomy places the organism in Eukaryota, Fungi, Ascomycota, Pichiomycetes, Serinales, Debaryomycetaceae. The coding region runs from base 294 to 1280 and encodes 328 amino acids. The transcript has a single exon.
ACAAGCACUUCAAUGAUUUGUAAUGAAAUUCAUAGACGACCCCAGAAUUUUAAUUUUAUAUAUAUUAUUAUAGAAGUAAUUAAUUUUCAUAAUAUAAAAAAGUUAAUACCUCCUAUAUAGCUGCUAAGCAUGUGUAAUACUAUUUAGAUUUUUUUACUAAUUAGUACAAUUAGCAGCCUUAUCUCCCAUUUUAGAAAUCCUGCAUAUGGACGAGCUGAUCUCAUUACAUUCAAUAAUUUUUUUUUUAUAGCUGUGAAUUUUUCACAGUAUAUCUCCUACUUGACAAUAACGACAUGACCAAGGACCAGGAACAAGAGAUAUUGCCUGAAAUAGAGGCUCUAAGUGUCAAAGUAAAGGAGACCAAACCCCCCUUAGAUUCAAGAAUAGGGAAGGACUCUCCCUUUACCUUUGGCCAAAGAUAUUUAGAGAACGAAGAAGAAGUAUUCAACCACAAUGCCUGGGAUCAUGUAGAAUGGGGGGAUCAACAAAUAGAAGAAGCUAAGGAAAAGAUUUCAAAACAAUAUGACCAUCCAGUUAAAGACUUUGACAAAAAGUUAUAUAACACAAAUCCAGCCAAAUAUUGGGAUAUUUUCUAUAAGCAUAAUCAAGAGAAUUUCUUUAAAGAUAGGAAAUGGUUACAGAUUGAAUUUCCUUUACUUUAUGAAGUAACAAAGGAAGAAUAUACUAAAGAAACUACUAUAUUGGAAAUAGGAUGUGGUGCUGGUAAUACAUUUUUCCCAGUAUUGAGUCAAAAUAAGAAUCCAAACUUAAAGAUCUUCGGAUGUGAUUACCUGAAAGUUGCAGUAGAUUUAGUACGUUCUAAUGAAGAAUUUAAGAUUAGUCAUGAAAAGGGUAUUGCAUAUUCAUCAGUAUGGGAUUUAGCUAAUUCUGAAGGAAUAAUACCUGAAGAUUUACAACCAAACUCAGUAGAUAUAGUUAUUAUGGUAUUUGUAUUCCUGGCAUUACACCCUGAUGAAUGGAAUCAUGCUAUUGACAAUUUAGCCAAAGUAUUGAAACCAGGUGGAAAGAUCUUAUUUAGAGAUUAUGGUAGAUAUGAUUUAGCUCAAGUCAGAUUUAAGAAAGGUAGAUUAUUAGAUGAUAAUUUCUAUAUUAGAGGUGAUGGAACUAGAGUUUAUUUCUUUACAGAAGAAGAAUUACGUAAAAUUUUUGGACAAAGAUUCAAAGAGGAGAAGAUAGCGACAGACAGAAGAUUAUUAGUUAAUAGAAAGAAACAACUUAAGAUGUAUAGAAAUUGGUUACAAGCUGUUUUCCUGACCUAAACCAUUAAU